Panonychus citri (citrus red mite) is the source of this 4111-nucleotide messenger RNA. RefSeq lists its product as uncharacterized. The coding region runs from base 772 to 2580 and encodes 602 amino acids. The transcript has 7 exons. The record is from RefSeq and is a predicted model, not a curated record. NCBI's taxonomy places the organism in Eukaryota, Metazoa, Arthropoda, Arachnida, Trombidiformes, Tetranychidae.
AAUGUGGACUCGUUUUUGUUUUGUUUAGUUUGUUAAUCCAAGUGAUUGUAAAAAUUAUACGAUAAUUUAAAUUCAAUUGAUUUUCAAUUUAAUCCAUUUUGUUUAGUGUCUUGAUUUAACAUCUAGAGGAUUCGUAACAAAAGAUGAGAGAGAGAGAGAGGGAGAGAGAGAAAGUAGAUUGUAUGAAAGAUGAAAAAGUGAUGAAGAUGAUAAAUAAGAUGAUGAGAAAGAAAGAAGAAUAGAAAGAGCAAGAUGAUGACCAGAAGAAGGCGGUGAGUUGGUGAUGAUGAUGAGAGGGAAAAGGAUGAGCUAGAAAGUGCGAAGAUGAAGAUGAUCAAGUUUAGUGUUGGGGGUGGAUUAGUUUAUCAUCUUUUCUCUUACUUUUACCCUUUCUUAUCAUCUUCAUCCUUCCCCUUUACUGACCCACUAAGACUACGAAUGGUCUCUAUAUAUCGAAGCGAAUUUUUUUUCCUACAACCACGAGAGAGUUUAGUUCGUCUCUCUCUUUAGCAUCCUCAUCAUCGUUUUCGUCUUCAUCAGAAUCAGAAUCAUCACAAUCGUCAUUUCAAUCACAGAGUCGAUCGAGUUAACAACUUUUUUUUUCUUCGAACAAAGUUUUCUUCAUUUGGAAUCAAUUAACAAUCAUCUUAAUCAUUUUCAUCAUUUGUGUGAAGGAUCAUCCAACUUUAAUUUGAUUGUGUCCCUUCAUGUAAUUAACAACAAUUAAUCUAAUUGUCUGUGAAUACAAAUUUUCAAAUUGGAUAAACAAAAAUGUUACAAAUAUCUCAAAUAACGUUAUUAGUUUUGUGUUUACCAUUGAUAAGUUAUGGGUCGAUCGAGGAUUCAACUGAUAUUAAUAAAAGUAAAAAGAUUCAAAUUGUUUACAUCAAAGUCCCAUUGGUGACAAAUAAAUUACGUAAUCAAAAUAAUCCAAGUGAUUUACCUGGAGGUGGUGAUGGUGGAGACAAAUCAUCAUCUUAUUCAUCACCAAGCUCAUCAUCUGGUCCUUCAGGUAAACCCUCUUACAUGGGUAAUGGAGGUGGAGGUUAUCAUGGUGGUAACAGUAAUUAUAUGUCUAAUUAUGAUUAUCCUUCAAGUGGAUUAAACACUGGAGUGGGUGGAAGUGGUGGUGGAGGUGGUGGAUCAUCUUAUGGAGAUCAUCCAUUCAAUACCUUUAGUUUGACAAGUUCUGUGGGCUCUGGAGGAUCAAACAGCGGAGGCUAUGGUAACAUGGGUUAUAACAGCGGGUCAGAAUCUUCGGGAACCGCUAAGAAACCAUUGUUUUCAUCUUCAUCUUCAUCACCUUCCUUUGACCACUCGCCACUUAAUCAUCAUCAUCAUCAUCACACUCAUCCCAAUUCCAUCAUUUCAUCAAACUCAGAUUCAUCGGGUAAACAUAAAUCAACUUUUCCCUUUCCAAUUAACGUUAACAAUCAAGCAAAUGGUCCAAGUGGAGUGGGUUCUGUGGGUGGUAAUGGCUACUCUCAACCAAUUAGAUCGGAAAGAGGAAACAGUUACAAUGGUGCAAUUAGGCCCACCGGUUUCCAGGGAUUCGAUAAAAACUACAAUCAGGAUCAACGAUUUAAUCAAGGACCAAUUAACUCAAUUAAUAGUAAUCCAAUUAACAAUAAUCAUCACAUGAAUACCAACAAUAAUAACAAUGUCAACACCGUGAAUAAAAACAACAAUCAACUUAAUGGUAACAGUAAUCAAGGUAAUCCUAAUUAUGCUUUUAAUUAUGAUAAAAUCCAAGGAGGAUUUAAUAGUGGAUCAAGUGGAUUACCAGGAUUAGGAUUAAUGGGAUCAUCUAAUGGUUUCCUAUCAAAUCUCAAGCCAUCUGAUGGAAUUGGAAAUGGUCUGAUUAAACCGAUGGGAUCAACGGGAAAAUUGAUUAAACCAACAGUUAAUGAUGAUGGAUUAGGAUCAGCUUAUGGAGCUGCUUCAUCUGAUUCAUUACCUUACGGUACAAAUGAAGCUGAUCCAAUUGGUCCAAGCUACAAUCCAAGUGACUUUUUUGGUCCAUCAGCGACAAGUGGACUUGACACUGGACUUGAUGAUUUCACGGGCUUCGGUGAUAUGACUUUUGACUCCGAUGCGCUUUUAAAUUUUGGUGGAAUGCAACCUUAUUCAGGAGAUUUAGGGAUGGAAAAAAAUAAUUACAAGAAAAACAAAGGUUAUGGUUCACUUAUGUCAAGUGCACUUUCGGGUUUGGGCUCAUUUGGGUUCUUAUCUGGUUCUGGUUCUGGUUCGUCGAGUUAUAAUCCAAUGAAAGGAAUGGCCAUGGCCAUGAGUAACACUUUUCCCUCCUUUGCUGGUCCAAAGCUCCAGGGAAAUCAUCUUCAUCAUAAUCCUUCAUCUUCUGGAUCGAUGGUGGGAAUUGGUGGUGGUCCUUCAAAUCCUUCGACAUCUUCAUCCUCAUCUUCUGGAAGUUUCGGUGGAAUUCGUACUAGAUUAACUAAUCUUCUUUCAGGAAGAUUACCAAGUUUAAAUUUCGCCUCAUUAACAGGCUUAGGAAGCCCUGGGGGUAUGUCGGGAUUAGGAGGGAUCAACAGUGGAUUAUUGGGCUUAUUUGGUCUCUAGAAAAUGUUGGGGAAAAGUUUGUUAAGUUUUAAAGAUUAAUUAAUGCACAACAACAACAAUUGAUUAGUUUCUUUGCUUUUCUAUCUUAAUCAUCUCCUUGCAAUUGGUUAAUUGUUACUCUAAAAUCAAUGAUUUCCAUCUAAUUGUUGUGUAAUUAUAUUUUUUGUUUGCCCACAUUUCUAAUACCAAUUAUCACCUCAUUAUCAUCUCAAUGUUUUGAUUAGACUUGAAAUAAUCAAGUUAAUUGUUGCUGAUACCAAAUCAACAGCCAAUCUGAAUUUUUCUUCAUAAAUCAUCUUCAUCAUCUUCUCAUUCAUCACCAGUGAUUUUGACUCUUUUUUACUCUCUCUCUCUCUCUCUCUCUCUCUCUCUCUCUCUCUCUCUUCCUUUCUUUCUUAUUUUUCUCAUUGUAAAUAAUUAUAAAUUCAAUUCUACAUUUUAAUUUGUGCUUUUUUAUAUUGUCAAUAAAAACAAUUAAAACAAUUAAAUGAGCUUUGGAUCAAAAUCUUAAGAAAACUUCACAAUCACUGAAACUUUUUGUAUUUCGCGCUUUUCGAUUGCGACCCGGAGCCGCUACGGUUUCUGUCUUCGGUUAAUGUUAUCAAAACAAUUUUUUUGUAAACAAAAUUAAGAAUCAACUUUGAUAGAGUAAUUGUUUAAUUCCGGUUUAAUUAGUGGAUAAUUGUUUUUUAAACUGCUUUUGCUAAAUUAAAGAUUAAGGAGAACUGAUUUUCAAUGACAUUAUGAAGAUGGAUUAAGAUCGAGUUGAUUAAAUUCAAAUGGUAAAUCAUGAAUAUUGUUUAUUUUUUUUCUGGACUAUCAAGUAGGAAUACUAUUGGUUUACAAUCAAAUUAAAGGAGAUUGGUUAAUAUAAGUGGAGAGGUUCAGGUGAAUCGGUAAGAGAAAUCUAAGAGAAUGGAAUCAUUGGAAGGUUCAAUGGAGAUUUAAGAUUUUAGUUUUAAAACGAAAGUGGAAACGAAUUAAUCCCAUCGAAGAUCGUCUGGGUCAGAGAGGAUUUCAGGUGACUGAGAAAGAUUAUUAUCCGAAGUGGCACUUAUAUUCCAGUCUGGAUAAUCCCAUGGAUCGCCUUGAACUAUUCCAGUUUCUUCACUAUUCCAAUCCAAUUGAUCGUUGUUUCGAUCUCCUUCUUCUUCUUCCUCUUCUUCGUAAUUGGUGUUAUAAUUAGUAUUGUGUGAUGCAGAAGAUGAUUGUUUUGGUUGUGGUUGUGGUUUCUUAGCACGAAAACCUGAUGAUUUAUUGGUUUUCUGAAAAAAAAGUGAUAAAAAAAUGUACAAAUUAGUCGAGAGAUUCAGAAGAAUCAGAACGAAAAUUCAACUCACCUGAUUAGAUUUCUCAUAUUCGGAGAGAACUAUUUCACUUAUCCAUCGAUCUAAAGUACGAGACAAAUCAACCAAUUGUUGCAAUUUGAUUGAUUUUAAUUCUUCAGGUAAAAUGUUCCAACCAAAAAUUUGUUCAACAAAACGAGACAUUUUAAAUUCUAAAAUCAAACAGAUCAAUUGAAGGUCAGAAA